Molecule: messenger RNA, 925 nt
Organism: Pterocles gutturalis (yellow-throated sandgrouse)
Lineage: Eukaryota; Metazoa; Chordata; Aves; Pterocliformes; Pteroclidae
Product: deleted in malignant brain tumors 1 protein-like
Exons: 4
Cellular component (GO): cell surface
Source: RefSeq, a predicted model, not a curated record
CGCCUUAUUCUUGUGGUGGCUCAAUCUCAAAUUCAUCUGGGAUGCUGCAGAGUCCCUCCUACCCUGAAAGUUAUCCAAACAACGCUGACUGCAUGUGGGAAAUACAAGUUGAGAAUAAUUUCCGUGUUAUUCUCACAUUUAGAGAUAUUGAGAUGCAAGGCGGGAGAUGCCAGUAUGACUACGUUGAAGUCUAUGACGGGCCUCCACACUCUUCCCCGCUUCUUGGGAGACUUUGUUCUGGUUCUUUUCUCACGUACAUAUCCUCUUCGAACAUGAUGACCGUUCGCUUUCACAGCGAUUCUAGAUACGCCUUCAGAGGGUUUCAGUCUCACUACUCCUCCAUUCCAGAUGGUCACAACACUACCCUUCUGUGCUUGCCAGACUACAUGCAUGCAGUGGUUAGCAGAGACUACCUCCAGUCUCAAGGCUACUCUGCAGAGAUGGUCACCCUGAAAGACAAUCACUGUAGACCGACAGUCACGUCAGAUGAGGUUAUAUUCAACAUUCCCUACAACGGCUGUGGGACAACACGAGAGGAGAACGAUGAUACAAUCAACUAUUCCAACGUGAUCAAAGUUACAUCUUCUGAGCACAUAAUCAAGAGGAAAAAGAGUAUUCACUUACAUAUCGGUUGCAAAAUGCUACACAACACAUGGAUGCAAAUAAUGUAUGUUGCUAAGGACACUGUAGACGUGAAUGAAAAUCAGUUUGGAAGAUAUGACAUGAACAUCACUUUUUAUAAUUCCUCAUCGUUCGUGUGGCAAGUGCAUGACUCUCCAUACUACAUUGACCUGAACCAAAAUUUGUACCUUCAAGCUUAUCUUCACAACUCUGACCCAAAUCUGAUAGUGUUUCUGGACACAUGUGUGACAUCACCUGAUCCUCAUGAUUUUAACACUCUGACCUAUGAUAUAAUCAGGAAUGG